GAGGGACUCGCAUUUAGACUGGUGCAAACGACGGAACCAAAUUAGCGGGAAAUGGGCACGGGAUUCCGUAACGUAGCUCAUAGCUCGUCCUAACGAGAAGGUAUCUCUGAACUUUCUCAGCGUUCAGUUAUUCCAUAUUGUGUUUUCUUGUUUACUCAUAUGAAUUCGCCUGUAGAUAUCGUGUAUUUUGUACCUAAGUCUGACUUCUCAUUCACAUCUCCCCUCACAUGUUCUAUGGAGUGAACACUUAUUCUGUGUGUAAUGACAUUUUUUCUCGUAAACGAUUUUGUAGCUCUGGUGUUUUGUGAAGACAUACUUGUAAUGUUGAUUCGUAGGCCCGACUGUAGCUUCACUCUCCCAUGACGUGACCAGCAACGAACUAAGCGCGAGGCAGAAUGCAGCACAUCAAACCCUCGGGGAAGGGUGACCCUCUGUGUCCUCUUGGAUUCCACCCUCAAGUCCGAUGGCCCACCAGGUGUAAACGAUGUUUCAGGGACUACAAGGAGCAUGGGAACCGGAACAAAGACAACGAUGUUUCUCUAAGGAGAGACGAGACCACAGUGUCGUCUCCAAGCCUGUCAUCUUGGUCAUCAAACAGGAAUAGAGACGACAGUCGUAGCUCGGACAGUUUCGGCUCCCGUACCUGGACCAGCAGUUCCAACCUCAAUCUCAGCUCCUCAGACCUCUCCACCACUGCCACCACCAAGAAGUCCACCACAGAGGAUAUCCCCUCUAGCAGAUUCAGUUCAGCCGCAUCGUCAUGGACGUCAUCCCCAAACCUGGCCAACUUGAAGGACGACACUCCGACGGUGAGCUUCACUCUGCCUCGCAGGCGGCCAUCCGUGGAGAGCGGCCAGGAUGACCCAGAAGAAUUAGAAGACUUAAUAAAUGACUACAGAAGGACGCAGUACACGGUGAGACGGCGGACCAGUGGCUCCAGUCUAACACCCGCCAGCAGUCCGACUACGGAGGCUCCAUCUCGCUCCUUCUCACGGUCCUCCUCCACACGCGAAUCCCCCAGCAGCCGGGCCUCCCCUUCACCUUCCAUCCCACCCCCUACCACCACCACUUCCAGUGAGCGAUUGAGAACCUCCCCGUCUCCAAUAUCUGACAGAUUCCGUACAUCUCCAUCUCCUGCACCUGAGAAGACAAAGACAUACACUUCUUCCUCAACUGCGGAAAGACCCAAGACACUGCCUACCUCAACGACACAUUCUAACUCUUCAGAUGUUGAGUUUUUAUUCAAGAUAAAGUCAUCUAAACCUCCAAUACCUCCAAAGAAACCUUCUCAGGUCACCAAAAGCAGUGCAAGUUCUUCCUCAGAAAGUGAUGACGAAGACGAUGUCAGUACAGCUGGUACAGAGACCACCGAUACAACCAUAGUCAAUGAUAAUGAACUGCAGGAGCAAGUGGAAACGCUAAAGAGAGAACUGGACAUGAUGAAGGCUCGGUGUGAACGAGUAGAGAGGGAGAAAAGCGACAUAUUACUCCGCAGACUCGCUUCCUUGGAAACAACAACCAGCAAGACAACAGCAUCUGAGGUUUUAAAAUUGCAACAAAAGGUGAAUGAACUUCAGUCAACAGUUGAAGACCUAAGGGACGACAAGAAAAGUUUAUCGUUGAAAGUACGAGAGUUGGAAACUGAUCUGGAGAAGACAAAAGACAUUACGGUUGUGGAGAAGGAGGCUGAUGCUCUGAGAGCGAAACUCCAUGCUGCUGAGACAUUGUGUGAGGAGCUUAUGGAUGAAAACGAGGACAUGAAGAAGGAGCUGAGAGAUCUGGAAGAGGAAAUGGAUGAGAUGCAAGACAAUUUCAGGGAGGAGCAAGCGGAUGAAUAUACAACACUGAAGAAAGAGCUGGAGCAAACUGCGAAAAACUGCAGGAUUUUGUCCUUCAAACUUCGUAAGGCUGAGAGAAAAACUGAAACCUUGGAGGCAGAGAAACUUGAAGCUGAGAAAAAGUGUAGAGAGCUCGCUGGAGGACAGGCAGGACUGGACAAGGCUGAGAGGAUCCGACACUUGGAGCAGGAGUUGUCAGUUGCUAACGAGGUGUCAAAGAGACUUCAAGCAGAAUUAGAGGAGACCAAAGGGAAACUUAAAUCUUCCAACGGGUCUACCGAGAAACCAGCUACCAAGAAAAAAGCUCCAAUGUUGAGUGCUAUAGGAAAGUCUUCUUCUGGAGAGAAAAUGUCUCGGGAAUCCCUGACCAGAGGAGGAUCUCAGGAGGACCCAGUCCAGCUCCUCCGGGAUCUGCAAGACUCCAUGGAGAGAGAGGCAGACCUACGGGAACAGCUGAGGUUUGCUGAAGAAGAGGCUCAAAAUUUGCGCAAGAAAGCAUCGAGAGUGGAAGACGAUAACGAAUCGUUGGUUUUGCAGCUCAAGAAAAUGGCUACCAAGGCCAGAAGCAGAAAGGCAAGUCCCACUCCAUCGCGGCUAACUCCUGAGCCUCCUGUAGAGAAGGAUGAAGGCAUAUCAGAUGAAGAAGACCCAGCCGAACUGAGAUUGCUUUUGGAAUUGAAUGAGCAGGAAGCUGCUGUGCUGCGCCGCAAAGUGGAAGAACUGGAGGGUGAAGAAGAGAUGUUGAAGAGGAAAGUACGAGAACUUCAAGAGAAACUAUCGGCAAAAACAAGUUCGGCUAGCAGUAAAGUGUUACUCAAAGAGACAGAACCUACAAAGUCAAAUGCAAUCUAUGAAAAGAAGAUUACGGUUUUGGAAGAAGAAAUGAAUGACUUGCGUAAGAAGUUACUUGAAAAGGAGAGAGAAUGUGAAAGACUGAAUACUGAAUUAACUCUAACUCAAAAGAAACCUAAAAUUCUUCAAAAAACCAAGUCUCUGGAUGCUGAUCAACAAGCUCUGGACCUGAAGAGGCAGCUGCAAGUGGUGGAACAAGAGGCGAGCGUGCUGAGGACCCGGAACAACACGUUGGAAUCUGACAAUGAGAAGUUGAUGUCGGAGAACAAACGUCUUCUUCUCUCCCAGAGCAAGAAGGCACCACAAGACAAGAUGGCAUCUCUUGAAACUAAAGUCCGUAUUAUUGAGCUUGAGAAGAAGUUAGAGCAAGCCAACAAAACGUUGGCAGAAAAAGAAGAAGAACUUAAAAGCAAAACAAGUACGGAUGUGAAAUUGCCAGAAAAAGCAAGUUCGUUAUCAAUAACUGAAAUUGAAAAACUUAAAAAAGACCUGUCAAAGGCUGAGCUAGAGAACAACAAGCUGAACGAUGCUCUAAGGCGGUUGAAGGAGGAGGCAGUCACUGACGUAAUCAAGUUUUAUAAAGAGAGAACACCGAAGAAGCCAACAGACCUGACCACCAAACUCCAGAUGAAAAAGAUGGUUGAUGAUUUAGAGAGUGAAAUUGGUGAAAUCUUGACUGCAUUUAAAAAGUGUGAUGAGGAGCGUAAGAAGUCUGCCAAUGGCAGUGUGCAGAACAAUGACCUGAGUAAGUAUAAGAAGGAAAUCCAAGACUUGAAGAGCAAACUUGAUCAAACUGAACGAGAGAAGAAAAAUUAUCAUGAGGAAAAAGAAAAAUUAGAAAAGUUAUAUAAAUCUGCAGAAGAAGAUAAGAAACGGUUAGAUGGGGAAGUAACUAAAAUAUCAAGCAAAACAGAACUUGAGAAGAAAGCAUUAAGAGAUGCCAAAGUUAAACUUGAGAAGGAAAAGUCUGAAUUGGAAUCUAAAUUGGACAAAUUAUUGAAGGAGAAAAGUGAAAAUAGUGCUGCUAAAGAUGAGAUAAACAAGCUGAACAAACAAAUAGAAAAGCUAACACAGGAACUGAAGGAUGAGAAAGCCAACACUGAACAAUUGAAGAGCCAACUGGACACAGCCAAGUCUGUGGAGAAAGAGCAUACCAAACUAUCCAAAGAGUCUGGAGAUAAAACAAAGAAGAUAAUAGAUUUAGAAAAGAAAAUAAAAGAAACCGACGAUAAGCUGAAAAAAUCAGAAAAGCUACUGGUCCUCAAGAAAGAAAAAGUAACAAAACUUACCAAAGAGUUGGAAGACUUAAAGAAAACAAAGGCUGAAGAAAUGGAAACAGCAAAUAAUGAAAAAGAAGCACUGAAGACUGAUGUCAAUAAUAGGCUUGAAGAUAAAAUAAAACAACUGCAAGAUGACGUCAACAACAAAAAUAGUCUUAUAGAAACAUUGGAAGGAAACCUGCGGCGAGAGAGGGAGGAGCGCGCGACGGACGCGACAGUGAAGGCAGGCUCUGCGGCUAGCAGGGAAAUCAGUCAAUUACGGGAAGAGCUCACCAAGGCCAAAGCUUCUGUCCAAGAGCUCACUGGCAAAAUCAGCAAGAUGGAAAGUGAAAAGCAUGACUUUGAGAAAUUAGUAAAGGAAACAGAGUGCAAGUUAGAAAAGGAAGCUAAACUGUGGGAGUCCAAGGCUUCAGAUCUUGAAAUGGAACAACAGACUUUGAAGAAGGCAAAUGAAAAACUGAAAGCAUCUCAUGAGAAGGAAAUAAAGUCAAAAGACGAAGAAAUAGCCAGCAUGAAAACCAAAUCUCUCCAGGCAGGUGGAAAGAAAGUGGCAGAAGUCAAACAAGAAUAUCAGGCAAAGAUUGAUAAGUUGGAGGUGGCUUUAGCAAGUGAAAAACGAGAAUAUGAUGACCUAACCUCCAAAUAUGAACAGUUGGAGGAAGAACAUGUUGUGAUGAAAUCCAAGCUUGUCAUGGAGAAAGAAAGUGUUCAAGCUGAGCUGGUGAAGAGUCAACAGGAGUUAGCAGCACUAAAGGAUGACCUUGACACUGCCCAUAGCCAGUCUGAUAAGCAGGAAAAGUCAUGGAGUAAGGAGAAAAGAGACUUGGAGGAAAAGAUAAAAACUCUUGAAAGGAAGCUCAAAAACAACAGUGAUUCUGCGGAUACUUGGGUAUUGGAGAAAACUCGUUUGAACGCCAUAGCAGAAGAGAAAAGCUCAAUAAUAGAACAACUGAAGAAAGAACAACAGAGUCAGUUGGAACAAAUAGAUCACAUGCGCAAGGAGAUUGAAGAUUACCGGAAGCAGAUGGAAGAUUAUGAAAAGCUCACAAACCUCCAAAGAAGCAUGACUACAGAACAGGCUGGAAAGGAUCGUGAAAUCAAGGAACUUAAAAAUAAACUCCAAGCAGAGGAAAAGAGCCGCAAAGUGGAAGUUUCAGAACUGAAGAUGCGCUAUGACAACCGAGUGUCCGUGAUCUCUGACGAGUUGACAGCAGCACAGGGACAAGUGUCUCGGUUCAAGCGAGAGAGGGACACGUUCAAGCACAUGCUGGAGGGGGCUCAGAAGACCAUUGGUGAUCUCAAAGCCUCUGGAGCUUCCGCCAGGAGCAGCCUGUCCUUGGACGAUUCCGAGGAACUACGUGGACAGAUAACAGCGCUGGAGCAGCAGAUCAGCUGUAUGGAGGACGAGCUCUCAGAGUCCAGGCUGGAGGGUUCUAGGCUCAAGACAGAGCUGCUGUCCGAGCGCUCAGCCUGGGAGAUCAAGAUGUCGGAAAUGACAUCCAAGCUGAAUGAAAUGGAGGAAGACAGGAUACUGAGUGGUAGAACCAAGAUAGCCGGCCUGAAGUCACGUCUUGAGCUAGCUUGGCAGAAGGAGAGAGAGGACCAGCACCGGCUUCUCCAGGAAACAUCGACCUUGGCUCGUGACCUCAGGCAGACUCUGUUUGAGGUUGAAAGAGAAAGGGACAAAGAACGUCUGGAGUCCAAACGUAAACUUGAGCAGCUGAAGAAGACUGUUGAAGAGGAACAAGAGGAAAAUAAAAAGAAACUGAAUGAGGUGCAAAACGACCUGUUAGAAUUACGAGAUGCCCAUGCCAAGCUGAGGACAACCAAUGAGAAGCUAAGAAGAGACAAAGACAGGUUUGAAAAGGAGAGAGAAUCUCUUAAGUCGAUGUCAACUGCAAGACGUAAAGCAGAGCUGGAUGAGGAUCGUAAGAUAAAUUCACUUCUACAACUGGUUGAUGAACUGAUGAAUCUGGCCCCAGAUUUGUUCCCCAAUAGAGGAGAACCUCCCACUUCCAAUGUAGCUAUGCCAACCCCUCCAGUUCGCAGAAAGGGUUCUAAAUCGAGGAGAGAAACAUCACUAUGGUUGAAAGACGGAUUUCAUGUUUCGUCCACAGAAGCCUCCCAGCUGUACAUAAGCAAAUCAGAGCAGAUCCAGGUGACCUUGCAGAGGCUGACUGAAGCAACCCAGGAACUUGCAGAAGCCAGAAGGCAUCGCAGGAGGGAGGAGAGAGACAGAGAAAGAGCUAGAAGGGCUUUUGCUGCAAGAAGGUAUGAAUCAAGUGAUAUAAUCAUAGAUUAUUAUUAA
Messenger RNA from Homalodisca vitripennis (glassy-winged sharpshooter), 6278 nucleotides. Its product is annotated as myosin-2 heavy chain. The record is from RefSeq and is a predicted model, not a curated record. NCBI's taxonomy places the organism in Eukaryota, Metazoa, Arthropoda, Insecta, Hemiptera, Cicadellidae.